CACUAAUCACUAGUUAUUAGUUGCCUAAUUCCUAAACUAUCGUGCGCUCUUGCAGUCAAUCGUUUCGUCACAUCGAAUAUUUCGUGUCAGUUGUGUUGUGAAACCAAAAACACAGUCCACAGCUGCAACUGAUAACGUUACGAUAUAGCACUUUCUAUUAUUCGGAUCGACUGUGUUAUUGUAGCGCAAUAUUAUUGUGAUUGUCUAUCAAUUUCGUUCCGAAAUUAAUUACGAUCAUCGAUGAAAAGUGAGAGCUCUGCAGUCUCCGAUUUAAUCUGUACGUCAAAGUGCAUCACACACUCUUCACCAGGAGGCAACUACUGAACGAGUCAGUGAUUCGUAGAAGGAUAUCGGAAACUGUACGAGGCUUCGAGGACAAGCAUCAAAUCAAUUACUGGUCAGACAACAGACGAUUAAACAAACCAUUUCGCUGCCAGUAAUUGUAUUGUUGCCCGUUUUUGUCGUUUUGUAAACAAGCUAGGUUGACAGGUCUGACUAGUUGGCUCAUCGCCCGGUUGUUAUAAUCAAGAAAUAAUGACUAAUCAAAAAGAAAUGGAUAAUGAAGACUGGAAAGAAAAAUACAAAGCACUGGAAAAAGAGUAUGAUGAUUUUCGAGAACAGUCUCAGUCACUGGAACGUGAAUUGGAAAUGGAUGUUGAGGUUCUGGAGAAAAACAACAAAGAGCUAAAAUCAAAAAACAAUCAAUUACAAUUUGAUCUCGAUACAUCAAGGACUAAAAAUCGUGAAGAGCAGCAAAAUCUAAUGAACCAAAUACAUAGUUUACAAGAGGAGGCUAUUCAUUUUCACGAAAGAGAAACAAACUAUGUAAAAUACAUCAGAGAGUUGGAACAGAAAACUGAAGACUUAGAAAAAUCACAAAGAGAAACUUGUGCAUCUUUAGGAGAUUUUGAAACUAAAAUGAAUGAUGCAAUUGAACGAAACGCACUCCUUGAAGUAGAACUUGAUGAAAAAGAAAGUUUGCAAGCUAUGGUUCAAAGGUUAAAAGAUGAAAUUAGCGAAUUAAAGCAAGAAAUUCAAAGUAAAGAGCGCAAAUUAAAUCCUGAAAUGAAUGAAUCUCAAGCUGCGGCUGCAGUCAGGCGGUGUAGCAGUUUUAGAGCAGCGGUAGACAAUAGACUGUCAUCUUCAGCAGAUAACACACCAAAAAGUCAUACAAAAAGUUUAAGUGGAACUGUUGUAUUUCAUUCACCACCUACCAAGUUAGCUAGAGUUGGUGAUAUCGUUGGAGAUCUGAUGAGAAAAGUAAAUGUUCUCGAACUCAAACUAGUGGAAGCCAAGCAAAUGAAUGUUGCUAAAACUCAAAAUUGCCCAUUCUAACAAAACGCUUUAUGGCAAACCACUCAAAUGGUUGGCCUUCUGUAGCUGAAUUCUGUGUAUUUUUUAUGCUGCUGAGAAUCCUCAAGUCUUAUAUGUGUAUCUGCUCUCUGAAAUGCAUUAUCCUAUUGACCUAGGGGGACUGUUUCGUAUGUUCAUAUCUCUAAAAUACUAUUUCCCAGUUUCCCAAUGACACAUUUUAAAUGUUAUAAUGUUUCACGACAAAUGCAAUGUAAAGUAUCUUUUUAAUUAAUAUUUUUUUAUUUAAUUAUAAAUUAUUUAUAUACAUGAUAUAAGUACAUAAUUACAUUACAAAAAAACUUAUGACAAAAAGUUUUUAUUUUAAUUUUAUUUACUUAUAGAUUAGUAUUAAAUAAGGCCUUAACAACGAAACAUGGACCCUUCUUUUGUAGAAAGACAGACAAUAAUAUGUUUGUACAAAUAUUUAUGAUAUUAUGCACAUAAGAUUAUUUUUAAAUCACAUAUGUUUAUGUAUAAAACAAUAAUGUAUUACAAAAAUAUAUUUACCCAAUAAAAAAAAAUGUAUAUAUUAAAGAGAAAAAAUUGUAUAAAUGAAAA
Rhopalosiphum padi (bird cherry-oat aphid) is the source of this 1911-nucleotide messenger RNA. RefSeq names its product nuclear distribution protein nudE homolog 1 (gene nudE). The transcript is spliced from 7 exons. Gene Ontology annotation, cellular component: centrosome; kinesin complex; kinetochore. The coding region runs from base 535 to 1335 and encodes 266 amino acids. Gene Ontology annotation, molecular function: microtubule binding. Gene Ontology annotation, biological process: microtubule nucleation; centrosome localization; mitotic centrosome separation. Lineage: Eukaryota; Metazoa; Arthropoda; Insecta; Hemiptera; Aphididae. The record is from RefSeq and is a predicted model, not a curated record.